This is a messenger RNA of Eimeria maxima, 384 nucleotides long. RefSeq lists its product as hypothetical. Lineage: Eukaryota; Apicomplexa; Conoidasida; Eucoccidiorida; Eimeriidae. The transcript has 5 exons. The record is from RefSeq and is a predicted model, not a curated record. Bases 1 to 384 code for a protein of 127 amino acids.
AUGCAGCACAGUGGACAGGAUGGCAGUUGUGGUUGUAUAGUUGUGGAUACACCUCCAUCAAUGGAUGGAUGCCAAGAUAUGAUAUUGACGUACAAAGUCUCUCACGAAGAUCUGAAAGAAUUUCGUAUGCAUGAAGGAGAUAUAAUUCGUGAGGUAGAAUUCAUUGCUGAUUCAAUUUCUCCUGAGGGUUUAUGUAAUAAUAUAAAUAAAGAAUUCUUACAAGCAAAACUUGAUGCUCUUCUUCUUACUGAUGAGGCAUAUACUUGGUUAUAUAUGAACUUUAGAUUAGCUCCCAAGUGGAUUGGCCCAGCCAAAGUAUUCCUUAAAUCACUCCUUUAUAUUUUACAACAAGAAGGAGUACUAGCAAAUGAUGGUAAACCCUAA